AUCGGCUUCUGUUAUUUUCCAGCGUGAAAUUAACGUGUCAUAUUUCGCCGGUCGGUGAUUGUCGUGUUGUUUUUCCAUUUUUUCACUGGUUCAAACGUUAACGGACAGUCGCUGGCGGUCGGUGAAAGUCGGUGUCGCAGAUUAAAGUAAACUCAAAGAUGAAAAUGUUGGACCCGGAGCGGCGGUGUGUAUGAACCGCUACAUGCUACGUGUACAGUAGCAGUUAACGUGAGGGAGGCUGGCAGGCAGCUAGCAGACAGACAGACAGACAGACAUGGACCCAGAACAGACCGGUUAGAAACAUGGAUUUUAACUUUUGAGUUUACUGAUCAAAUGUUAACAAGCUGUAAAACGGAAGAGCCGGAGGGUUUGUGUGGUCGAAGAGUUAGCAAAGAAUUAGCAUGGGGGACAGUUUGGGUUAGGCAACAUUUCCACAUGAGAAAGGAUGCAGGAGUGAAAAACCUGAGAGACAACACAACUCUUCACUGUCGCUUUUUACAAGCUGAAGGCUCCGUCUUUGUUUUUCUUUGAGCCCGACUGAAAUCAGCUGCGAGACUGUAAAGAUGAUGUAUUCAUCGAGAAGAAAGCCUGUCCUGUACUUCAAAGAGGAGAGGAGGUUCCUCUCUGGUAAAUGUACCGUCUACAAGCUGUUCGGCCUCUGCAUGGUGCUGCUGCUCGUGUCUCUGCUCUGGCUGCAGCUCAGCUGUUCAGGUGACAUGUCCGCCACCGGGAAUGAAGACAGACGCCGCCCCCAGCAGCAACCGCCGCCGCCGCCGCCCUGCCCGGCUGACAGUCAGGCGUCUGCAGCGGACGACCCCUCCUGGGGUCCUCACAAAUUGGCCCUCAUCAUCCCCUUCAGGGAGCGCUUCGAGGAGCUGCUGGUGUUUGUUCCCUUCAUGCACACAUUCCUCAACAAGAAGAAGAUCCGCCACAAGAUCUUCGUCAUCAACCAGGUGGAUCACUACAGGUUUAACCGAGCGUCUCUGAUCAACGUGGGUCACCUGGAGAGCGGGAACGACACCGACUACCUGGCGAUGCACGACGUGGAUCUGUUGCCUCUGAACGAAGCUCUGGACUACGGUUUCCCAGCGGACGGCCCGUUCCACGUGGCCUCGCCGGAGCUGCACCCGCUGUACCACUACAAGACCUACGUGGGAGGAAUCCUGCUGCUCACCAAGAAACAAUACAGCAUGUGUAACGGGAUGUCGAACCGGUUCUGGGGUUGGGGCCGAGAGGACGACGAGUUCUACAGAAGACUGAGAAAAGCUGAGCUGCAGCUGUUCAGACCGAGUGGAAUCACGACAGGAUAUAAAACCUUCCUCCACAUCCACGACCCGGCCUGGAGGAAGAGGGACCAGAAGAGGGUCGCGGCUCAGAAACAGGAGCAGUUUAAGGUGGAUCCAGAGGGGGGGCUGACUAACCUUCGUUACCAGGUGGAGUCCAGACAGGAGCUGACCAUCAGCGGCGCUCCCUGCACCGUCAUCAACACCAAACUGGAGUGUGACCAGAGCCAGACGCCCUGGUGUCUUCUGGGAUAGAGGGCGUCCGCGGGGCCGGCGCGGGUUCGGUUCCCACCGGAGUGCGAGUCUCUGGCCGGUCGGGGUUCCAGUUUUUGCCAGGAGACUUUCUGUGGCUGGUUUUAAUGGAUGCAGCUGGAUGAAGCUCACGGUACAAACACACAUAUUGAUCGCUGAUUCAUUGAUUCUCACGCUGAACAGAGGCAGGACUGAACCACGCGGUGACCUGGACUUUAACGUCCCUGAUCAAACAAAGCUUCCAGCUCAGCAGUUAAACCCCUGUUUUACAUCCUGGUCCCAUUCUUCAUCAAACCGCUCAGUUCAUGAAAAACUCAGCUGAGGUGGGCUGCUGUCGGACGUCCUGCGACGCCACACCUGAGCUGUUUGAUGGAUUCCUACCUGCGUGGAAGCAGAGUCUAUUUUUUUACUGUGGGAUUGUGCAAACGGAGCCGAAGCAGCGACGGCAUCGUACUGUGAGCUCAGAGCGUCCUGCUUUUCAUCCACGUCGGACUAAAUGUAAAAAUCCUUCACAAGCAGAAGUAGUUUGUUUGAAUUUCCUGCUGAUGCUCAAUGAGUGUAUGAACCUUUAUUUUUUACAGUGCGUCAGUGAAUCACCAAAGAAAAAAACUGGAGACUAAUUACAACUUUGUAUUUUAUAAUUACAGGAUGUUUCUCCUCGUAAUUCUGUCUCCAGGUUUCUUUCCUUUGGUGCAGGUGAUGGUUCUCUACAAAGUAAACUGAGCCAAACCAGGCCGGACUGAACUGAUCUGCAGCAGAAUCAUAAGAAAGAACCGGAACAGGAGAAGAUUUCAUGGCAGGAAAAAUAAUCAAUUACAGAAUCCAGCAUCUCUGCUCUCGAUUAUUUAAGCUUUUAAAAUGUAUCUUUUUGUUUUGACUGAGAACCAAAACCUCCUGCUCAUCAUCAGUCACAUGAUCACUUCAUUCAUCUGAUUAACGGUCUGUCUGUCAACGCCAGAGCUGAAACCAUCUCACCACAACGUCCAGCUUGUGGUCAUGUGACCUUCCUCAGCAGCUGGAGGGUUUCUGACGCCUCGUCAAUAAUUAAACAUGCUGAUGAAGAUCAUGUGACUUGAUCAAAAGGUCCAGAACAGCCACUAAUGGACCCUGAGGAGAGAAACUGUUGCUGAUUCAUUUUCUGCUGAUUCACUUGGAUCUGAUCUGAUCUGAUCUGACCUGGUCUGACCUGGUCUGACCUGAUCUGGUCUGGUCUGA
Chelmon rostratus (copperband butterflyfish) is the source of this 2750-nucleotide messenger RNA. RefSeq names its product xylosylprotein beta 1,4-galactosyltransferase, polypeptide 7 (galactosyltransferase I) (gene b4galt7). Gene Ontology annotation, molecular function: xylosylprotein 4-beta-galactosyltransferase activity. Bases 564 to 1538 code for a protein of 324 amino acids. The record is from RefSeq and is a predicted model, not a curated record. The transcript has 6 exons. Lineage: Eukaryota; Metazoa; Chordata; Actinopteri; Chaetodontiformes; Chaetodontidae. Gene Ontology annotation, biological process: proteoglycan biosynthetic process; carbohydrate metabolic process.